This is a messenger RNA of Nicotiana tabacum (common tobacco), 504 nucleotides long. RefSeq lists its product as uncharacterized. Lineage: Eukaryota; Viridiplantae; Streptophyta; Magnoliopsida; Solanales; Solanaceae. The record is from RefSeq and is a predicted model, not a curated record.
AUGGGCUCAAAAGGAGAAGAGGCAAAAUUGAUUGGUUUCAAUUCACCAUUUUAUCUUCAUGCCUCGGACAAUCCCGGGAUGUUACUUACCUCCUGUCUGCUUGAUGGAACAAAUUAUGCAACAUGGUGUAGAGCUAUGAAAAACGCUCUAAGGCCCAAAAACAAGUUGGGUUUUGUGAAUGGUUCAAUCACAAAGCCGAAGGAUGGAACUCUAGAGGCGAACUCAUGGGAGACGUGCAAUUCCAUGAUCAUAUCAUGGAUAUUCAAUUCACUGGACAAAGGUUUACACAGUAGAAUUGCAUAUGCUGAAACUGCAAGAGAAGUUUGGGUAGAUCUAGAGGAACGUUUCUCCCAAGGGAUGGCUCCAAGAAUUUACCAAAUCAAAAGGGAUAUUAGUAUGCUCGUACAAGAUGGACAAACAGUGCUUGCCUACUACACCAAAUUGAAGGCGCUAGCUAUGGGACGAGCUAAACGACCUCGACUCGCUGCCUCAAUGCAAUUGUGA